This is a messenger RNA of Talaromyces rugulosus, 852 nucleotides long. RefSeq lists its product as uncharacterized. The coding region runs from base 1 to 852 and encodes 283 amino acids. NCBI's taxonomy places the organism in Eukaryota, Fungi, Ascomycota, Eurotiomycetes, Eurotiales, Trichocomaceae. The record is from RefSeq and is a predicted model, not a curated record. The transcript has 2 exons.
AUGUUUCUUGAGCGGACCGUGUCCAUGAAACUGUGUGGACAGUGGAAUUCCCCCCACUGUAAAAUACAUCUAUAUGAAGGUUUCCUGAACGGCGAGGAUGAUGCUCCCUAUCAAGGUGUAUUGCCAACGAUUCGACCUACUAUAUACUAUGGACGUACCGCGGGAGAUUUCAAACUCUUUCUUUCAAAUAUCCCUCAGAAUACUAUUCCCAGUCUAGCAGCCCUCGAACCAAAUGACGCCGUCUAUAUUCGCGACAUCAGGCCAGACAGUCGGAUUCACAUGGAUAUGGGUGUGAAUGAGUCGCCAAAACCACGGUUAAUCGACGAUAUUUUCAUAUUCAGGACUCACAAAGAGCACUUUGCCAUCCGUUGCGACAAGAUAUGGACUCAUGAUUAUUUGAAACAAACUCUACAGGGUUAUAUUACUACUCUGAAGACUCCAGGAAUGCUUGCGGACCCUGAUCUGAAUGUCGUAUGGCUGGCUCCUCAAAAUAAACAGGGAGUAUGGGUCAACUCCGAUAGGAGAGCAGUAGUAGAAGAGGUGUUCACAACAAACGACAUGAACUAUGGUUCUAGCUAUUACAUACAAGAAGCCGAACCAAACGAAGACUGCAAGCCAUUGAUUGAAUUGAGAACGACAGACAUCUCUGAACCAGCAGACAGUGAGGGCUAUCCUUGGAUUCUGAAAAAAUGGGCUGGCUUAGAGUACUGGACGUCUUGGGAUGGUAUAUUUAAAGGGCGCCAGACUAUCACGAUACGAAACGAGAUUGAAUAUCCAGAUCCGCUGGCAGGUCUUUCUGCAGGACCAGCCAUUGCUACGCCCUUCAUCGGUGAUAACCUACCUUAUCCCUAA